Esox lucius (northern pike) is the source of this 4477-nucleotide messenger RNA. RefSeq names its product zinc finger protein 271-like. The record is from RefSeq and is a predicted model, not a curated record. The coding region runs from base 1212 to 3296 and encodes 694 amino acids. Gene Ontology annotation, cellular component: nucleus. NCBI's taxonomy places the organism in Eukaryota, Metazoa, Chordata, Actinopteri, Esociformes, Esocidae. The transcript is spliced from 4 exons.
UGGAUCUAAGUGCGUUGGUUACCUCUUCAUACCCUAAAAAGUCCGUUUUACAUACAGACGGAUAGCCUUUAAUACACUUAUAGGGCUGUGUUUCAAAAGCGUACGUGUGUUGUAUCUCGAGCGUAGCCUGUAACUGUGUAUUGUUUAGGUUAGUGGAGUACGGAAGUCAACUCUCAUUUUGAAGUAGUGAUUCCAAACCCAUGAACUUGUGAAAAUGGCAAGGAGUCUUUUAAUUUAUCUAUUCGAUUUUAUUAUUUGAAGCAGUAAAACAAUUAUAAAUGUUUACAAACGGGGUUAUUCAAUGUUUAAUAUAAAACAAACAAGAGCGACAUCGUAUGACGGCAUGAAGUAUAGACAACAAAAAGCCUAAAGACUAGUCAAACCCCAGCAACCUUCCACCAUCCCCCAACCAGCCAUCCCGUCCCUGUGGUUGCACAUCUGCAACCGAUAUGCAACCGCAUGCAAGUCAAUAUAAUUUUGGCGCAUGUGUUUUCUUCUCAUUCCAGAAAUAGGAAAGCAGUUUCGGGUAUUCUAUUAUUAAUUAAAAUUAUGUGAAGUGUGUGUAUCAAGUUAUGUGAGCUAACGUUUCAGGAACUCGGUAGGGGUUGCAGCGGGAUUUGUUUUGUUUUCACAGUUAGUUGUAGCCAUCUAGUCCAAUCCUGUUGUUGAGCUUGCUACAGUUAGGUUAAGACGUUAUUUCAGGGUAACUUUUAGCUUCAUCCGGGUAACGUUUAUUUGUUAAUUUGUUUAUGAGUUGUCAUCUCAUUGUAAGCAAAAUUUUCUUGAUCGAGGAAUUAAAUAGCUUGCUAACUUUCUUUGUUUAACUUAGUACUGUUGCUAAGGUACCUGACGUAUUAGCAAAUCCCUGUAGCGCUGCCGUUUUUGAGCCCUGUCAGGCAAUGUGCUGGAUGUCUGGAUGCUCGGCCUCAGCGGGCCACGGAGCCAUUUUCACCCCCCGCUGGAGGGCCCUUCUUUGGGGUUUGGAGCAGUUCCCAUACCAGGCGGAUGAUGGAUUUAUAGAAUGGGGAGAGGACUCAAGGGGAGUUGGUUUAGGUUGCAACCUCCUUCCUGUAAGAUGGCUCCUCUUUGUUCUUUCAGGCCAAUAACUGUGGUUUGGCCUGGAACUUUAUGCCCAGCAGUCAUGGGUGAAUCAAAGAAGAGGGCCUACACUCUCCUAGGGGCCCCAGUGUUAAUCCGAAACCGUUCCCAACAUGUCUGAGACGGAUUUGGGCAGUUGUAUUCCAGCCCAGAGAAAGUCACCACUAGGUCCAGAGAGGUCAGUGAAGCUGGGGGACUGCCGCCAUCCAUUCAAACUCAAUGUGAUUGUCAAAGAGGAAGAGGAAGAGAGAGAAAUCAAUGGAGAGGAAGAAGAUUGCGAAGAAAACCAUUACUCAGGAGACAGCUCCAACCCGGGCUCAGACAGCAAACCCAGUUUCACAAUACCAGGAAACCAUAAACAACACAGACAGAAACCCCAACCUGACUUUAAUGACAACAGUAUUGGUCAAACUCACUCCAGAUCACACAAACAGACCCUCCAAAAAAAAAAGACAUUCUCAUGCUCUCAGUGUGGAAAGAGUUUUAGUCGGGCAGGAAACCUAAAGUGUCAUGAGAGAAUACAUUCUAAAGAAAAACCUUUCCAAUGCUCCCAAUGUGGUAGGGGUUUUAGUAAGAAGGUUUACCUUAAGAGACAUGAGCGAGUACACAGUGGUAAUGAGCCUUACCACUGCACCUACUGUGGACAGGGCUUCAAUCAUUCAGGAAGCCUUAAAGAACAUGAGAGGAUACAUACAGGGGAAAAAUCUUACCACUGUUCUCUUUGCAAGAAGAGUUUUAGUUGUGCAGGAGAUCUAAAGACUCAUGACAAAUCACACAGUGGAGAGCAACCAUACAAAUGCUCUGUUUGUGAAAAGACUUUCAAUCAGCCUGGAAACCUAACGACUCAUCAGCGAAUGCACACUGGAGAAAAACCUGCCUUUACUCUCAAUGUGAUUUUAAAAGAAGAGGAUGAAAGGGAAAUUAAGGAGGAGGAAACUAUUGGAGAAGAGUCUGCCUUUACUCUCAAUGUGAUAUUAAAAGAGGAGGGUGAAAGGGAAGAAAAGAUAAAAGUUGAGGAAGAGAGCACUAGUUUACAUGACCCAGGUACAUCAAGGCUUCCUGUUCAUGGGAGUCAUUCCUGCCCCCAAUGCGGUAAGAGUUUCAGUACCUCACGUGGUCUAAAGAAUCAUGGAAGAGUACACACUGUAGCUAAAUCUUUUCCCUGUGCCACAUGUGGCAAGUGUUUCAGUGAAAAAUUUAACCUUAGAAAACAUGAGAAAAUACAUAGUGGAGAGAAGCCUUACCAUUGCACCCAAUGUGGAAAGCGCUUCAACCAUUCUGGAAGCCUUAAUAAUCAUCAAAGAGUACAUACAGGAGAGAAGCCAUACCUCUGUUCUUUAUGUGGGAAGAGUUUCAAUCAACCAGGAAACCUUAAGAAACAUCAGAGAAUCCAUACAGGGGAAAAGCCUUAUCACUGCUCUCUCUGCGGAGAUAAUUUUCGUUUUGCAAGUAACUUAAAAAAUCAUGAAAGAUCCCACACUGGAGAGAAGGCAUACCACUGCUCCCAGUGUGGGGAGGGCUUCACUUGGCUAAAGAGUCUGAAAAGUCAUCAAAGAUUACACAUUGGAGGAAAGUCUGCCUCUGCUUUCAAGAUCAUUGUCAAAGACGAGGAGGUUGAGCGAGAAAUGCAUGAGGAAAAGGGAGAAGUUGGAAAAAUUGAGGAAAAUAGUAGAAUAUGUAACCCAGGUGUGACAAAGUUACCUGGUCGUGGAAGUUACCCUUGCCCACAAUGUAGGAAAACGUUCCGUUCGUCAAGUGGUCUAAAAAAUCAUGAAAGAGUACACACUGGUGAGAAACCAUACCACUGCACCCAAUGCGGGAAGGGUUUCAGUGAGAAAGCAAACCUUAAAAGACAUGAAAGGGUACAUAGCGGUGAGAAGCCUUACCAUUGCUUACAAUGUGGGAAAAGUUUCAAUCAUUCUGGAAGCCUUAAGGAACACCAAAGAAUACAUACAGGGGAGAAGCCAUACCACUGCUCACAGUGCGGAAAGGAUUUUCGCUUUGCCGGAGACUUAAAGAAUCAUCAGAGAUCACACAGUGGAGAGAAGCCUUACCACUGCUUACAGUGUGGGAAGGAAUUCACUCAGCUAAGAUUUCUGAAAAGUCAUCAGAGAUUACACAUUGAGUCUACAUGUGCUUUAAACGAGUUUGUCCAAGAGGGGCAGGAGCAAGACAAUGAGGGAGAGACAGAAGUAUGACAAGAUGAGGACUAAAGGAGAUGUGAGAAGGUGAAACUCCAUAGAAAAGGGGAUAAGGCACUUCCUGUUCUGGUAUCUUUUUUGACAGUACAGGCCUGACCUGUGCUGCUUCAUAAUGGUUUACUUUAAAGUGCGCAUAACGUGUUCUGCACAUGUGAAGAUGCUUCUGGACCAGUAACAUCAAAUAGCAACCUUGGCCUUUAAAAUAGAGCUCACUCUGUUUUAGCUAACAUAAAUCUUAUUCAUAUCUGUUCUAAUGUUAUCCCAGGAAGAUUGAUGCCUUUGAAUAAAGUUAUAUAACAAUAAAAAAUUUUCAGGAAAGUAAGCAUAGGUGUAGUCAUGUUCUACUUUGGUAGACUACUUAAGAAUGACCUGGUGUGUUUGUGGGAGAUUUGCCAUGUGUGUAGACAAUUUAAUAGCAAGAGAAAUAAAUACAUGUGGUCUAGGCAUGUUGGUCCAUUACCAGUCACAGUAGACUUGAUAAUUCAUUUGUAAUGUUAUAAUUAUCCAUUUUGUUUUUCUGCAAAUUAGUUAACACUUCCAGUCCUGCUUUUAAUUGUAGUCCUUAUGUUAUUUUAUUUCUGUAUGUGUAAUUGAGGUCUGUAAAUAAACUCCAUAUGUACUGUUGUAACCAGCUAUGGGGGAGGGUGUAUCACUGGGCUGCCCAACCAUGUUCCUGUAAAUCUACUGUUAUGAAGGGCAUCUCCAACCCUUUUCCUGGAGAGAUACUGUCCUGUAUGUUAUUAUCUCCAACCCUUUUCCUGGAGAGAUACUGUCCUGUAUGUUAUUAUCUCCAACCCUUUUCCUGGAGAGAUACUGUCCUGUAUGUUAUUAUCUCCAACCCUUUUCCUGGAGAGAUACUGUCCUGUGGGUUAUUAUCUCCAACCCUUUUCCUGGAGAGAUACUGUCCUGUGGGUUAUCAUUUACAACCCUGUUCCCGGAGAGCUCUAUUGGAGAGUGAACCUAUCGGAUGUUCAUCUCCAGGGACAGGGUUGGAGAUAACAACCUAUGGAUGUUAGAUCUCUAUGAACAGGGGCAUCCAUGCUGUAUUUUCUAAAUAGGUAUUAAAGCCAAGAUCAGUGAUCAGGGCCUUCAUCCGACCCACUGCUAUUCAAGGAUAAACACUCUCUUUUCACUGCUUUCCUUACCUAUAAAGCAUAAAAUUACUCAAUGUAAACAUA